AUGGCUGAGGAGGAGCAUAACAUGGUCGAUGAGAAGAAAUAUGGUAAACCUCAUGAAUAUGAUCCAUCGUUUCAUGGCCCUAUAGAAAAUAGAUCAUGUACAGAUAUAUUUUGUUGUAUAUUAUUUGUAGUAUUUAUCAUUGGCAUGAUAUCUUGCUCCAUUGUAGCAUAUUCCCGGGGUGAUCCUCAGAGACUAAUACAUCCUACAGAUUCUAAAGGUCGACUUUGUGGACAAGGGGAACUGGCUGACAGACCCUAUCUGUUUUUCUUUGAUUUAUUUCAAUGUUUUAAAAUGGGACCAGGAGUUGCUCUGGCUGGUUGUCCAACACCACAGGUAUGUGUGAAAAAGUGUCCUAGUUUUCAAUAUGUCUAUCUACAAGCUAGAGUAGACAGUACAGCUAGAAAUAAGACUAUUUGCGUUGAAGGUGUUGAUCCUAACAAGGGAACAUUAGAUGAUUUUGAGAGUUUAGUAAAGAAAGAUUAUUGUGCAGCUUAUUUUGUCAACUCUACUUCAGUUGUUGGAAGAUGUAUACCAUCUAUAUUUGAUAAGAUAUUUGAUAAAAGUGCUGCCAUAGUUACUGAAGGUGGGGAACAAUUAAAGACUGCUGCAGGAGAAGUGGUAUCAGGUGAUAUGCUACAGAAUGGUACAGAAUAUUUAGCUAAGUUUGAUGCUGUAAGAGAAUAUGGUGCGUUGAUAUUUAAAGAUAUUACAGCCUCAUGGUACACAAUAAUAAUAGGAUUAUGUUUUGUGAUGAUUGUAUCGUUUAUAUGGACUGUUUUAUUACGUUGGAUUGUUGGUGUUGUAGUAUGGUUUACUAUGUUAGCUUUUAUUGGACUCUUUGGAUUCAGUACUUAUUACUGUUAUUCUAGAUAUUAUCAUUUAAAGAACUUGAAUUCAACAGCUGAAUUUGGAUUAGCACCUGCUUUUGUUGGAAAUUUUGAAUAUUACUUAUCACUGAAACAAACAUGGCUGGCUUUUGGAUGUUCUUCAGCUACUAUUCUUAUUAUCUAUAUUAUUAUUAUGAUAUUUUUGAUCAAGAGAAUCUGUAUAGCUAUUGAGUUAAUUAAAGAGGGCAGCAAAGCUAUUGGUAAUAUGAUGUUUACAUUGUUAUGGCCCCUAACACCAUUUAUAUUACAAAUAUUGAUAGUAAUAUACUGGGGCUCUAGUGCUAUAUAUAUAGGUUCUAUGGGACCACCAGAAUAUGUUAGAAAUGAAUCCAGUGCGUCUGCAGCUGAUGGUAUUGAUGUUGUUUUACAGCAGAUACCUUGUGAAGCUUCAGAGAAUGAUACAGCAGGAAAACUUUGUCAAUUUGUAAAAUAUGGUGGAAAUGAGUAUACAAUAUUUAUGCAGGCCUUCAUGCUGUUUAUGUUUUUCUGGUUGAUGAAUUUUGUUGUUGCCCUGGGUGAAAUGGUUCUAGCUGGUGCCUUUGCAUCAUACUACUGGGCUUUUGAAAAACCAAAAGACAUUCCAAACUAUCCUCUUGCUUCUUCAUUAUAUAGAGCCCUAAGAUAUCACAUUGGUUCUCUAGCAUUUGGGGCUCUAUUAGUAGCUAUAGUACAGAUGAUUAGAGUGGUAUUGGAGUAUAUUGAUCAAAAACUGAAAGCCAGUGAAAACAAAUGUGCUCAGUAUUGUAUGAAGUGUAUGAAAUGUUGUUUUUGGUGUUUAGAAAAGAUUUUAAGAUUUAUCAAUAAGAAUGCUUAUAUCAUGAUUGCUGUGUAUGGUAGAAAUUUCUGUACUGCUGCUAAAGAUGGCUUCUUUUUGAUCAUGAGAAACAUUGUCAGAACUGUAGUGUUGGAUAAUCUAACAGAUUUUAUAUUGUUUAUAAGUAAACUAAUGAUCACUGGAGCUAUAGGAGUUGCUGCUUAUUUCUGGUUCCAGGGUAAAAUUCCGGUAUUUAAUGAUUAUAUUCCUGAAUUAAAUUAUUAUUUGACACCAGUUAUAGUGUUGGUUGUUGGAGCCUAUUUGAUAACCUGUUCAUUUUUCAAUGUUUAUAAUAUGGCAGUUGAUACCCUCUUCUUGUGUUUCUUGGAAGAUCUAGAGAGAAAUGAUGGAUCCAUUGAUAAACCAUAUUAUAUGAGUAAAGGUUUACAGAAAAUAUUGUCGAAGAAAAAUGAUUAGACAAUUUAAGUUGAUCAAUAGUCAAGUAUAAUAAGUCAGUUAUCUUGGGAGUAUGAACUUGUUUUAUCUGGUCUUAUAUUUGUAUCUUUAAAGAAAUGUGAACAAAAUCAUGAAACAUUUCAGAUUUGUAAAAGGCAUGUAAAUAUUAUGAAAACUGAAUUAGUUGCAUAGUAGUAUUAACAAAAAAAUAUACAGUAUUGUAUUGAAUAUCUUGCCAUGUUAUUGAAAUAGUAGUUUGUCUCACAAGUCUUUGAUUAACUUUUAAUUAAUUAUUUAUGCAGGGAAUGCAGAAGAAUUUUCUGAGUGACCCUUCAAGAAAGAUCAAAUAGUCUUAUUUUGAUUAUCCAGACAUGGACAUAUAUGAUCGGUUAUGUCAGUGAAGUAUUUUUGUAUUCCAUUAAUUAUCUCUAGAAACAGGAAAUAAUACUUUAAAUAUAAUUUGCAAAAAUUUUAUGAAUUAAUUGAAAUCAGUUUUACUUUCCAUAUCUCCUUCCAAAUAAAUUGUUGCCAGUCAAUUCAAACAUAGCUUAAGUGAUGUAAACAAACAGUGGGUCUAAAUUUAUAAUCGCUGAGCAGAUUUAGGUUUAUUGUCUUCUCCUAGCCUUUCUACGUAUGUCAAUAUACGUCUUUAGAUUAAGAAUUUAUGGAUAAUUCAUUAUAAAAAUCAUUUUAUUUUUUACUCUGAAAAAUGCGAAAAGCCAU
Molecule: messenger RNA, 2820 nt
Organism: Lottia gigantea (owl limpet)
Lineage: Eukaryota; Metazoa; Mollusca; Gastropoda; Lottiidae
Exons: 22
Coding region: 1-2118 (705 amino acids)
Biological process (GO): transmembrane transport
Cellular component (GO): membrane
Molecular function (GO): transmembrane transporter activity
Source: RefSeq, a predicted model, not a curated record